AUGAUUCUCCGCUCCGUCUUGGCCGCCAGCGCGCUGUCGCUGGGCGCCUCGGCCUUCCUGGUUGUUCCUGAGAUCCAGCCUCAUGCCGUCGACAAUGCCCCUGCGCCCCAGGACCUCCACCGCUUCGAAGCUCACGAUGCUCGCACUCAACAGGUCGCCCUGGCCUGUGAUGAGUGCCCUUUCCCCGAGGUGCAUCCGGAUGGACAGAUCAGCUGGACUGAUGGCGUCAAGUCGUCCUUGGUGAGUUGGCUUGAUAUGCCCCCUGCCGUCCAUUGGCUGGAAGAGCUGAUUGCUAACGAGAUUGACAAACAGCUCUUGAACAUCUCCGCCAAGGAUAACGCUCUUUUCGUCAAUGACGACCAGGUCUUCCCUCUACCUCCUCCUCCAUUGAAUGUCAACGCCGUGCAGCGAAGAGAGUCCGAUGGGCAGGAAACCGCCCCCAUUAGCCUGGGUUUUGCCCUUGAGGCUAUGCCCUUGAUGCCUCCGCAGGAUGACAUGGAACUCUUGUCCGUCCGCUUCACGGUCCUCGACCUUGCAGGCCAUCCUGUUCCUGUUGACACCCUCGCGAUCGCCGUUAUCAAGACGGCUACGGGUGAACUGUUCAUUGCCCGAACGGAGAUUGAGGCCACUGCCGCUGACCGUCUUUCUUGGAGCCAGUGCCGUGGAGAGCCACGCUGCCUGAGACGCCUGCUGUUUGCUCGUAUCCAGGCUCUGAUGGCUGCGGCCAAGGCCCGGAUGAUGAGCGUUGGCGCCAAAUUGCCCUUCCGCGGUAAGGGCUGCCACGGCAAGCCUCAUCUCACUCACCGUCCUCAUGGUGAGCAUCCCGCGGACUUUGAUCACCGCCCCCAUCACUUUGGCCGUCCCCACCGUCACCCCCACCACCGCCAUGGCUGGCACCGGACUUUCUCUCGUGUGGUCCGUUUCAUUGUGGUUCCUGCUGUUCUGGGUGUACUCGCCGGCCUUGCCGCAAGUGCCAUUGGAAUGCUUGUCGGCCAGGUUAUCGUUUUCCUGUGGCUCCGCUACCGCCGCUGCACCAACGACAGCCGCUCUGCUGCCACCGUGGAGCAGGGUAGCACCAUGGAGAAGGCGGCUCUCAUGUCGGAGGAGGAGCCUCCCGCUGAGGAACUUCCCCCUUACAGCGACGAGGAGCAUGGGGCUGCCGUUCCACCGGCGGACACGAAGUAA
This is a messenger RNA of Rasamsonia emersonii CBS 393.64, 1185 nucleotides long. RefSeq lists its product as uncharacterized. The transcript has a single exon. The record is from RefSeq and is a predicted model, not a curated record. Bases 1 to 1185 code for a protein of 394 amino acids. Lineage: Eukaryota; Fungi; Ascomycota; Eurotiomycetes; Eurotiales; Trichocomaceae.